Letharia lupina is the source of this 645-nucleotide messenger RNA. RefSeq lists its product as uncharacterized. The record is from RefSeq and is a predicted model, not a curated record. The transcript has 3 exons. Lineage: Eukaryota; Fungi; Ascomycota; Lecanoromycetes; Lecanorales; Parmeliaceae. Bases 1 to 645 code for a protein of 214 amino acids. Gene Ontology annotation, molecular function: protein binding.
AUGGCUUCCAACGCCGUCAGCAACAUUAAAAUAAUCGCACAGAACCAGCAUACUGAGGCAAUGACCAUGCUGUUUGACUCCGGCGAAGACUCCGACUUCACAGUCAAAUGCGGCAAUCGCGUCUGGCAGCUCCAUCGCGUGAUCCUUCGCUCGGGGUCCGAAUACUUCAAGAACGCAUGUAGUAAGAAAUUCGAGGAGGGAACAAGCGGCAUCGUCGAUCUCAAGGAAGAAGAUCCACAGUACGCAGGUAUACUAUUGCGGUACUUCUAUGCCCUCGACUACCAGAUCGACGACAACGGAAAGCCGCCUCUUGUGGCUCAUGCAUUGGUGUACGCCAUCGCAGACAAGUACGGCGUGGGACAACUGAAGGAUCUUGCCAAAGAAAAAUUCGCAAUGGCCAUCACAACGACCAGAGUUACGGAUAUUCCCUCCUUCAUUGCUGCGAUCGAAGUAGUCUAUACCUCUACUCUGGGCUCGGAUCGAGGCUUGCGCGCCUGCCUCCUUCCAAAGCUGAAAGAAUACAAACAGCAAUUACGAGACAGCGACGAGUUCAUGGCCUUGAUCCUGUCAGGUUUUGGUGAGGGGGAAUUUGCAGUUGAUGUGAUCGAUGCCUGGGCCGGUUUAUGUCGAAUGAGGCGCAGCUAG